Molecule: messenger RNA, 978 nt
Organism: Camelus dromedarius (Arabian camel)
Lineage: Eukaryota; Metazoa; Chordata; Mammalia; Artiodactyla; Camelidae
Gene: HOXB1
Product: homeobox B1
Exons: 2
Coding region: 1-909 (302 amino acids)
Biological process (GO): regulation of transcription by RNA polymerase II
Cellular component (GO): nucleus
Molecular function (GO): DNA-binding transcription factor activity, RNA polymerase II-specific; RNA polymerase II cis-regulatory region sequence-specific DNA binding
Source: RefSeq, a predicted model, not a curated record
AUGGACUAUAAUAGGAUGAACUCCUUCCUAGAGUACCCACUCUGUAACAGGGGACCCAGCGCCUACAGCACCCACAGCGCCCCUACCUCCUUCCCCACCAGCUCGGCUCCGGCUGUUGACAGCUAUGCAGGCGAGGCCCGCUACAGCGGCGGGGGGCUGCCCAGCCCCGCACUCCAGCAGAGCUCAGGCUAUCCGGCCCAGCCGCCGCCGUCGGCAUUGGGGGUGCCUUUCCCCAGCUCCUCGACCUCGGGGUACACCCCAGCUGCCUGCAACCCCAGCUAUGGGCCUUCUCAGUACUACCCUCUGGGCCAGCCGGAAGGAGAUGGGGGUUAUUUUCAUCCUUCAAGCUAUGGGGUCCAGUUAGGGGGCUUGUCUGACAGCUAUGGAACCGGUGGAGUGGGCCCUGGGCCGUUUCCUCCACCACAGCCCCCGUACGGGGCCGAGCAGACAGCGAGCUUUGCACCAGCCUAUGCUGAUCUCCUCUCCGAGGACAAGGAAUCGCCCUGCGUGUCAGAAACCAGCACCCCCACAGCCCGGACCUUCGACUGGAUGAAGGUUAAGAGGAACCCACCCAAGACAGCGAAGGUGUCCGAGUUGGGCCUGGGCGCACCAGGUGGCCUCCGCACCAACUUCACCACGCGGCAGCUGACCGAGCUGGAGAAGGAGUUCCAUUUCAACAAGUACCUGAGCCGGGCCCGGAGGGUGGAGAUCGCCGCCACCCUGGAGCUCAAUGAGACGCAGGUCAAAAUUUGGUUCCAGAACAGGCGCAUGAAGCAGAAGAAGCGUGAGCGGGAGGGAGGCCGGUUGCCCCUAGCCCCUCCAGGUUGUCCCAGGGAGGCGGCUGGAGACGCCUCCGACCAGUCCACGUGCACCUCCCCGGAAGCCUCGCCCAGCUCCGUCACCUCCUGAACCAAACGUCCCAACCGACGGGGCUCCCCAGCACCAGAGCCCUGCCGUCCAGCCCUCUCCUCUGCUCUC